Messenger RNA from Xenopus tropicalis (tropical clawed frog), 1611 nucleotides. RefSeq names its product gastrula zinc finger protein XlCGF7.1-like. The coding region runs from base 410 to 1321 and encodes 303 amino acids. Gene Ontology annotation, cellular component: nucleoplasm; nucleus. The record is from RefSeq and is a predicted model, not a curated record. The transcript is spliced from 2 exons. NCBI's taxonomy places the organism in Eukaryota, Metazoa, Chordata, Amphibia, Anura, Pipidae.
UAUCCCAUGCUAAUGACCUGCCUUUGAUAAACAUGUGACUAUGCUAAUGAAGGGCGUUAGAGUACAGGAACCCAUCAGCCUUCCUUUCCAUAUUGUGGGAGGAACCUUUUCCCCCAAACAAAGGCCCCGCCCAUAGGGGGUGGGAUCCAAAAUGGGCUAAAAAGCUGCGGGAAUGAGAGCUGAGUUAGUUUGGGGAAGAGACGUGUGGGUACAGGGUACAGGGGCUCUGCAGGCUAAUGAGGAGACUCUGCCCAAGGACAGAAGAGGCACAGAAGCCCCAGAAGCUGACAAUUCUCUGAUUCUUUGGAUAAAGACAAGAGGCCAUUAGACCGUGCAACUUCUCCAACACCAGGAAAUCCACACAUUGGAGAGAAAAAUCUGUUUCUGACUGAGAAAAAGCUUUAGUGCAAUGAGCAUUCCCAACUCCCAGAUGGAACUUCCCUCAGUGGCACAACAUGAAUGCCCAGAAUGUGGGAAAAGAUUCUCGGAAAAAAACAAACUUAUUGUUCAUUACAGAUUUCACACCGGGGAGAAACCAUUCAUGUGCACGGAAUGUGGGAAAACUUUUAGGCGAAAGCAAUACCUUACAGAACACCAAUUAAUUCACACAGGGGAGAAACCAUUCAUGUGCACGGAAUGUGGGAAAGAUUUCAGCCGAAAGCACUACCUUACAGAACACCAAUUAAUUCACACAGGGGAGAAACCAUUCAUGUGCACAGAAUGUGGGAAAAGUUUUAGAGUAAAGCAUAUCCUAACAGAUCACCAGAGAAUUCACACAGGUGAGAAACCCUAUGCAUGUACAGAAUGUGAUAAACAAUUCAAUAAAAGGAGCAACCUUCACAGCCACCAGAGGAUUCAUACAGGGGUGAAACCAUUUGUGUGCAUGGAAUGUGGGAAAAGCUUCUCCGACAAGAGCACCUUUCAAAAGCACCAGAGAAUUCACACAGGGGAGAAACCAUUUUCCUGCACAGAAUGUGGGAAAUGUUUCACCACAAAGAGCGAGCUUAGCGGCCAUUACAAGGUUCACACAGGGGAGAAACCAUUUUCUUGCACAGAAUGUGGGAAAUGUUUCACCACAAAGAGCCAGCUUAGCAGCCAUUACAUGGUUCACACAGGGGAGAAACCCUUUGCUUGCACAGAAUGUGGGAAAUGUUUCACCAAAAAAAGCCAUCUCAGCAGCCAUUACAAGGUUCACACAGGGAAGAAAACCUUUGCUUGUGCAGAUUGUGGGAAAAGUUUCAUUUCAAAAGGAAACCUUACCAAACACCAGAGAAUUCAUGUGCGAGAGCAACUUUCAUGUGUAGGGAAACCUUAUUUGUAGGGAAAUCUUAUUCUACAAAGUAGAACACCAACACCGUCAUCCCCACCGAGGAGAAACCAUUCACUUGUACAGAAUGGGGUUUCCCCAAUAGAAGGUUUCAUCUCCUCCCCCAGAACAUUCAUACAGGGGAAGAGAUACAGUCACUGAUUUCUCCCCCAUAUUCUCCCAUUCCAACAUUGCCUAUUGGCCAUUGGAGCUGCCAAUCAUAUCUGUAGGUACCAACCCACACACUAUGGGGUUAUUUGUAUGUAAAAUAUAUUCCUCAAUAAAUGUAAUGCAAUAUUUCAGUU